AGGUCUGACUCGCGCGUGCCCAGUGCGCGCCGCUGCUUCUCCUUCACAGUCCGCUGCUGCAUCGACCAGCGCUCACUAACUCUGCACACUCCGCCCCAUUAAUAAAGACACAUGGCAGAGAAAGUGGGGAUUGUGGUGCAGCAGGACAAGACAGGAAAAGGCAAGCAGGCAGAGAACAAAGACCACUGUGUGACAUGUCACCAACAUGCACCCAAGGGACAUGGCACAAUGGCUGUCCCUCCUGCAUACUCAGACCUGGGAAAAUCUGCCAAAGACAUCUUCAAUAAGGGCUAUGGCUACGGAGUGCUGAAGCUCGAUGUUAAGACCAAGUCCCAGAGCGGUGUUAUGGAGUUUGCCACCUCCGGCUCCAACAACACAGACACGGGAAAGUCGGGAGGCCACCUGGAGACCAAGUACAAAGUGAAAGAGCUGGGCCUCAGCUUCAACCAGAAAUGGAACACAGACAACACUCUCACCACAGAAAUCACCAUGGAGGACCAGCUGGCUCAGGGCCUGAAGCUCGGACUGGACACGUCAUUUGUGCCCAACACCGGCAAGAAGAGUGCCAAACUGAAGACCGGCUACAAGCGGGACUUUGUGAAUGUGGGCUGUGACCUGGACUUCGACAUGGCGGGUCCCACUGUCCACGCAGCUGCUGUGCUGGGCUACGAGGGCUGGCUGGCCGGCUACCAGCUGGCUUUCGACACUGCCAAAUCCAAACUGACUCAGAACAACUUUGCCCUUGGAUACAAGGCUGGUGACUUCCAGCUUCACACCAACGUGAACGACGGCACAGAGUUCGGUGGCUCCAUUUACCAAAAGGUGGACAGCAACUUGGAGACGGCGGUCCACCUGGCCUGGACAGCGGGCAGCAACAACACACGCUUUGGAAUUGGAGCCAAGUACCAGCUGGAUAAGGAUUCCUCUGUGGCUACCAAGGUCAACAACGCCUGCCUCGUCGGAGUCGGAUACACACAUACCCUCAGGACAGGAGUGAAGCUCACCCUCUCAGCUCUGAUUGACGGGAAGAACGUGAACGGAGGCGGACACAAGGUGGGCAUGGGCUUCGAGCUGGAGGCGUAAAGGCAAGACGGCAGACAAGAAGAGGAGGAGGAGGAGGAGGUGGAGAGCAACAGGAGACGAAUAAAGAGCCCAAAUGUGACGACAUGGCAAAGGUCCACUCAGCGACACGUUAAAAACACAUCUUCCCUCUGAGUCCUGCACACACAUGCGCACAGAUGCACACAUUCUUUGGCCUUAACCCUGAAACCCCAAGCAGCCUCCAAGACCUCCAGUACUGUAAUUUCAAAAGCAUCAUGCAUUAUUUCCUUUCAAUUGUACAACAUUUACAGUUCCCACACAAUAGUUUUUGAGCAUAAAUAUUAUCACAAUACAGCAAAAGAACAGACUUCUCAGCGGGUAAUUCAUGCAACGCCGCUGUUCUCCAGUAACGUGCUACUUAUGACCAGUUUGACCACACAAAGUGCACUUUCAAAAGAGCUUUUGUGUCUCAGACAUAUCCGUGUUCCCUUUGAAAGCACCUUUUUAUUCUGACUGCGUGGUCAGCCAAGUUGGGUUCAGCUAUAUUCUGGGUUUAGUAGGAUCAUUAGAGGAAGCUUGUUUUGGUAUAUUGUGGUUUUGUUGCAUGCUUUUAAGGCUAGAGGGAAGUUUUCUGACUUUUCAUUGUCAUAUUGACAAGUACAGUGACUGUAAACAGAUGCAAUAGAGGCUGGAAAAGACGGGUCACACUUCUCACACUGAGUGGGCUGACUCUGAUGCCACCAGUUGACCUCAGUAACGCAGUUUUUAACUGUGAACCCUCAGUUGCCUAAAUAUCUAUUUUUUCAGGUCCUGUUUGGUAAAAGGGGCCGACGGCAAUUUGGAUCUCUGUGUCACCUCUUUGUCUUGUCACGUUUUGUGUCCUGUACCUGUUCAACCUUUACCACUACAUUUCACUUUAUCUGUGCUGUGCUUUGUAUAGGAAAGUUAGUCAACAGUUAGGACCUCAAAGUGAUUUUAUUGAAUAAAUGGAAUAAAGAAUGUCAAACACUAAA
Molecule: messenger RNA, 2054 nt
Organism: Stegastes partitus (bicolor damselfish)
Lineage: Eukaryota; Metazoa; Chordata; Actinopteri; Pomacentridae
Gene: vdac3
Product: voltage-dependent anion channel 3
Exons: 11
Coding region: 112-1083 (323 amino acids)
Biological process (GO): monoatomic anion transmembrane transport
Cellular component (GO): mitochondrial outer membrane
Molecular function (GO): voltage-gated monoatomic anion channel activity
Source: RefSeq, a predicted model, not a curated record